GGCGCCGCGGCAGCGGCGGCGGUCGUGGCUGUGGCCGGGGGAAGUGAAUGGUUUUACCCAGAGGGCCCUGCGCCGCCUUUCUCCGCUGGCACCGGCGCCGCUGCCAGCUCCUCCUUCCCGGCCAUGGCGUUCACGUUCGCGGCCUUCUGCUACAUGCUGGCGCUGCUGCUCACCGCCGCGCUUAUCUUCUUCGCCAUCUGGCACAUUAUAGCAUUUGAUGAGCUGAAGACUGAUUACAAGAAUCCUAUAGACCAGUGUAAUACCCUGAAUCCUUGUCGGCCAAAGACAGUUGAAAAGGUCAAAAAGAUUAAAAGAGUCAAAAUUGCACUAAAGCUUGUACUUCCAGAGUACCUCAUCCAUGCUUUCUUCUGUGUCAUGUUUCUUUGUGCAGCAGAGUGGCUUACACUGGGUCUCAAUAUGCCCCUCUUGGCAUAUCAUAUUUGGAGGUACAUGAGUAGACCAGUGAUGAGUGGACCGGGACUCUAUGACCCUACAACCAUCAUGAAUGCAGAUAUUUUAGCAUACUGUCAGAAAGAAGGAUGGUGCAAGUUAGCUUUUUACCUUCUAGCAUUUUUUUACUACCUGUAUGGCAUGAUCUAUGUUUUGGUGAGCUCUUAGAACAACACACAGAAGAAUUGGUGCAGUUAAGUGCAUGCAACAGCCACCAAAUGAGGGGAUUCUAUCCAGCAAGAUCCUGUUCCAAGAAUAGCCUAUGAAAUCUGAUAAGUUACUUUAAAAAAUGACUCCUUAUUUUUUAAAUGUUUCCACAUUUUUUGCUUGUGGAAAGACUGUUUUCAUAUGUUAUACUUGGAUAAAGAAUUUAAAUGGAAUUAUGCAUAAAUUAAUAUAAAAUGAUUACCUUUGGUGUUGACAGGUUUGAACUUGCACUCCUUAAGGAACAGCCAUAAUCCUCAAAUGAUUGCAUUAAUUACUGACUGUCCUUAGUCCAUUGGAAACUUUUGUUUAUAGGAACUUGUAGGGCCCAUUUUGGUUUUAUUGAAAUGCCAUUUAAUUAUAAAUUAGCUGUAGCUAUCAAGUGCUUCUGAUGAAUUGAAAAUAUGUAUCUGACUUGUGGGAAACUUUAUAGGUUUCCUCAUUUAUCAUGUAGAUGAUUAUAUAUGGAUACAUUUACAAAAAUAAGAAGAGUGGGAAUUUUUCCCUUCAACUUGAAUAUUAUCCCUGUAUAUUGCAUGAAUGAAAGAUUUCCCAUAUUUUCAUCAGAGUAAUAUACUUGCUUUAAUUCUUAAGCAUAAGUGAACGUGAUAUAAAAAUAUAUACUGAAUUACUUGUGAAGAAUGCAUUUAAAGCUAUUUUAAAUGUGUUUUUAUUUGUAAGACUUUACUUAUUAAGAAAUUGGUUAUAUUAUGCUUACAGUUUUAAUCUGGUGGUAAAGGUAUUCUUAAGAAUUUGCAAGUACUUUAGAUUUUCAAAACUGAAUGAGAGAGAGAAUUGUAUAACCAUCCUGCUGUUCCUUUAGUGCAAUACAAUAAAACUCUGAAAUUGACUCAUUUUCAGUGCAUUGUUUUAAAGAUUAAGAAUAGCUAUUCCUCCUCACAUUUGCUUGAUCCAUAUUAGAGACAUAUGAAUAUCAUUGAAAAAAUAGAGUAUUUAUUACAUUGUGGUUUUUAAAAAAUUCCCAGAUCUUUAAAUGGCCAAGCACGUUAUUUCUGUUGUCAUUUGAGAAGAUUCCUAACGAUUGAUGGUGCAGCAUUAUCCUUUCUCUUGCCAAUUAAAAAAGAAAAAUUAUUGUGGCACUUAAAAUAUUUUAAAUUUUUUCUUUUUGAAAUGGCUCAUUUUAAGGUAAAAUGACAUAUAAAUUUGAGUUUUUGCUGCUUUUCAUGAAGAAAGUAAAUUAUGGCUAGUAUGCUUUUGUAAGCAUUCUUCUGAUUUAUUUGGAAUGAGAAAGUUAAAGAAAUGGGAAAUAAUGUAAGUGGUUCAGAAGUUUCUUGAACAUAGCAUCAAAGGAAGAUAACCAAUAUGUGGAAAUUCCCAGAAUGACCAAGGAAGUUGAUGGAUGUUGUGGAAGUCUGAUUCUAAGAACUUUUUGUAUUAGUUGCUAUUUUAUUCUCUACAAAUGAAAAAAUGCUUGGAAAUAAUCCUUCACUUUUGUGAGAGUAAUUUAACAUUUUGGGAUUGGGUAAUUUGGGUGAGUACGUUGAAGAAAAUGUCGAACCAGAAGGGUGAGAAGAGUCAAACCAUUUCAUAACAAGGAAAGCUUUAAUGGCCUUUAAAUUUAUAAUCUGGAGAACCACUAAAGGGAACUGACUUUUUCAGUUUGUGUAGUAAAUUAUUUACUGAGCACUUACUAGGCGCUGAAGAUUCAUGCAGUCAUUUAGUUUCUAAUCCAUUUAAUUGUACCAGCAUCCACUCCCCAUUCCCCAAUAAGUACUUUUGAUUAUGAAAGAUCUGGCCAAGUCUUCAAUACAGAUAGAUUUCCUGGGACUGUAAUUUUAGUAUUCCUGUCAUAAAGUAUUUUCAUGAACCCCUGCUCUCUUAGCAAAUACUACUUUGUUUUAUAAGUUUUAGCAAAAUCCUUAUAAUAAUCUAUAAUCUUCUCUGGGAUUAAUGAAAAGCUUCUUGGUUGGAAGCCAUGUUUUCAUGCUGUCAAAAAUUCAAUGUCCUCAUCUGAAUCCUCAGGAGAUCUCCACAGUGAGGUUCAUCCAUUUCACUGGUAGAUUGUUAGUGCCUACGCAAUAAGUGAUUAGAUGAUUGAGUACCUGGAUGCUCUAAUAAUAUCUGCCCAUUUUUGCCUUUUUUUGUGAAAGCAGAAACAAUACUAUACCUGACAAUAUUCUACUGGCUCAUUUCCUUGCUCUGAAUUGGAUUUGUUCUCUUCUUUGUUUGGGAUGGCCCUAGUCUUACUUCUAUUAUUCCUGUAGGCUCAGCUGAAGCAUAGUUAGCCUAGAUUUAUAAUCUUUCCAGUUUAUAUCAAAUUCCUACUCUUUUCCUUAUUACAAUUACUUUUGAUAUUGUAUGCUUCAUUUUAUCUUUAUGAACUCUGUAGCUCUCAGAUGUUUUCCCUAUUUGCACCUACUUUAUUACGUCUAGUGUAACUACAUUUAUAGCUAUGACCAACACUUCUUUGUUGCUAUGGAUACUACAGAGUCUCCGGAAUUAAAAGUCUUAUUAAUGUAGUCUGUUUAGCAGUUAUUCUAUUGAGUAAUACUAUAUCAUGGUAAUAGGUCACUUUAGUACUGAAUAGACGUAGGGGUAGAAACUAUUGAAUACCUAUAUCUAAAUGUUAUUAAUGACAUGACGGUUUUCACAAUGUUUAAUUGAUCCCUUUCACUCCUCAUUGUAGGGUAAAGGAGAGUUUCACUCCAGGCUAUAGACAAAUUGCUAAUAAGAAGUUUGAGUUAUUUUUAAUGGGAAGGGAAAGUAAUUGGAAAUGAACAGAUAAAUCUCUUUCGAGUAUUAGUAAAACAUUUGUGAUAAUGAUCUCUUCUCAGGCAACAAAGUACAGGGCAGUUUGCUGCAUGAUUCUCUUUGUAAGUCUGUUCAGUAUUUUUCAACUUGAGGACCAUUCCUGCUAAGAGCUUACAGAGCUCUCCUCUGCUCCCUAUAUCAACAUACUUUGAAGGUAUGUCUCAUAUUUGCAUAGAAAAGAAAUAAAACUAUGUGGCAAAAUACUUUUCUUUAUAUAACACUUCUCUAAUUAUAUAUUUAUGAAUACUGUUCAUAGAAUAUUAUUGUCACGGAGCAACUAGUGACAUCUGUGUAUCUUUUCUACCCUGCAUGGGUGAGCUUUCAUUUUAGGUGUGAAAAUAUUACAGCACUAUGAUAUAUUAAGCCCAUUCAAAUAAUGAUUUAUAUUAAAAAACAAUUUCCCUCAUUUUAGAGAGGAAAGAAAAAUACUGGUACCUUGUCAAGAAUUGUUCAUAAAAGUUCUCAUGUUCAUCCUUUCUGAAAACUAUUAGUCUCAAAUAAUUUUAAGUUCUUUGCUCAAACCCAUCAUUGAUCUUUAGUCAGACCAGUGGCUAGAAAGUCUCUGGUACUAGUUUAUAACUUAGAGGAGAUGGUUCUGAACUAAUACCCCAGAGUGAUGCCAUGAGAAAAAGCGUGGCUCUAUUUCUGGAUAUAUUGACUAUAUUUCUUAGAACAAUUUUACUUUGAUUAAGAUUCAGAAAGAUAAAUGUCUAAAAAAGAAGUAGAUAACAUUUUGUUUUGGAAAAUAGUAUUAACCACGUACGAAUACCAGUCAGCAGUGUUGGAGUAAGGCUUUUGUUCUGCAUUAAUGUUCUUAGUGCACAUUGUACAAAUAUAGAAGAUACCUUGACCUGUAAAGGAAUGAAUUGCAUCUCUCAUAUGUUAAUUAUAUUUUAUAAUGCUUUUUCUAAAUAUUACAGUUUCUUUGGAUUAUGUUUAUGUUUUCUGGAGAAGAAAAGUUUCUUAAAUAGAUUGAUAAUUAGAUAGACCCUAAAACUACUAAAAGAAACAUAAAAUGUGGUUAGCUCUGUAUGCUCACGAUUUGUUAAAAUCUUAAGCUUGGUGGUGCUGUAUCACUGUCCAAAGAAAAUGCUCUUAAGUAGCCCUACUUUACUCCUUAGAGCUGGUUAUUUUGCUUUUGUACAUUUAAUAAAAACAGUCUCAAAUAUU
Molecule: messenger RNA, 4596 nt
Organism: Ictidomys tridecemlineatus (thirteen-lined ground squirrel)
Lineage: Eukaryota; Metazoa; Chordata; Mammalia; Rodentia; Sciuridae
Source: RefSeq, a predicted model, not a curated record